Messenger RNA from Galleria mellonella (greater wax moth), 5498 nucleotides. RefSeq names its product E3 ubiquitin-protein ligase RBBP6 (gene snama). Gene Ontology annotation, cellular component: nucleus. Gene Ontology annotation, biological process: ubiquitin-dependent protein catabolic process; protein ubiquitination; mRNA processing. NCBI's taxonomy places the organism in Eukaryota, Metazoa, Arthropoda, Insecta, Lepidoptera, Pyralidae. Gene Ontology annotation, molecular function: nucleic acid binding; ubiquitin protein ligase activity; zinc ion binding. The transcript has 17 exons. The record is from RefSeq and is a predicted model, not a curated record.
GCGCUGGUAUAGUAUCAUAGAUACCUGUCGCUAAAAAUGGCGUUCUUGUAAUAGAAGCUUUUACUUAAUGUGUAAAAUUCAUCUAUUAGAAAUUCUCUCGUGUACUAACUAUAUUUUUUAAUUAUAAUUGGUAUAAAAAGUCUUAACGUAGUAAUUAUAUGUGACUGUUAUGUGUAAAUUGGUGUUAGUGUCGACAAGAAAUACGUUUUUAAAACGUAUCGAAACGUGUGUUUUAUUAUAAGUGCUAAUUCUUUCAAGCUAAAUGAUAAGUGAAUUGAUAUCGACAAAUGCAUGUACAUUGUCAUGUUACAUAAAAAUAAGUUCCCAUCUAUCGAUUCGCCGAAAUGUCUGUGCACUAUAAAUUCAAGAGUGCUCUGGAAUACGAUACUGUCACUUUUGAUGGACUUCAUAUAUCUGUAGGCGAUUUGAAAGCGGCGAUCUCGCAACAAAAGCGAAUUGGAAAGACUUCGGAUUUUGAUUUGCAAAUUACAAAUGCUCAAACAAAAGAAGUUUAUGUGGAUGAUAAUACUUUGAUUCCGAAGAACACAUCUUUACUCGUUGCUAGAGUACCACUUUCUCAGCAGCCAAAAAAACAGUGGGAAGGAACUAAUAGUAAUUCAUCAGCAUUACAUAAAGAUGUGGCACUUAAUAAAGGACUUGCCGAUCUGUCACGCAUGGAAGGUAGCGAACAGGAUAAAAUAAAUGCUAUGAUUUCGCAAUCAACAUUUGACUACGAUCCUAGCAAUUAUCAGAAAAUUAGAGGACAAAAUCAGAGAGGUACAGUGCCAGCAAACUACACUUGUUAUAAGUGUCAGAAACGUGGACAUUGGAUUAAAGAUUGCCCAGCUGCUAAUUCGGGUGAUUCAGUUGAUAUAAGGCGUAGUACAGGAAUUCCUAGAAGUUUUAUGGUACCUGUAGAGGGACCAAAAGCACCAGGCGCAAUGAUGACUCCUAGUGGAACAUUUGCAGUGCCUGCUGUAGAUCACGAGGCCUACCUGGCUUCAGAGAACGCUGGCGGUGCAGAUACACCUACCAAUGCUCCAGCUGCGCCGGAACCCAAUAUUCCUGAUGAAUUGAUCUGCAGUCUAUGCCGUGAUCUUCUUACUGAUGCUGUGAUGAUACCUUGCUGCGGAAAUUCCUUCUGUGAUGAAUGUAUUAGAGGAGCCUUGCUAGAAUCUGAAGACCAUGAGUGUCCAGAUUGUCGUGAAAAGGAAAUUGCACCCACAACACUAAUCCCAAAUAGGUUCUUGAGGAAUUCAGUGUCGUCAUUUCGUAAUCAGACCGGCUACAGCCGACGUGCACCGCAUCGACCUGCUGUGGCACCGAUGCAAGCUCCUCCACCAAUGAUGGAGCCGCUUCCAGCAGUUCCCGUGCAACAACCCCCGAAUGGACCCGCACAGGCCGCUUUGCCAGCCGGUGGACCACCACCAUCUCUUAAACCUCCUGGCUUGGAUACACCGCCACCAAAUAUUCCAAUGAAUAUAUCAAGAAUUGAGGAGCAACGAGCCAGCACUCCAACAAUUGAUGAACGACGAGAUCCCAUGUCUUCUCAGGUAAUUUAUUAAUUAUAUAUUUGUUGUAUACAAUCUUGUGGGCCACCAGGUUUUAUGCCUUCGUUACCACCGUCGCGGCGUUACAAUAACCCUCCUUAUAGUAGACAUGGACCUAGGCGUACACCGGGCCCAUAUGAUGAUCCCUAUCGUCCACUAGAGCCGUAUCAGCCACCACCACCCGGAAUAAAAGACUCACCUUCUAAUGGGCACGAUGAGGAUCCGCUCGAGGCGUUCAACCGAAUGAUCCGUGAGAAGGAAAUGCGAGCAAAACGCCGCGAAGAGCGGCGGAGAGCGCAAUCGGGGUCGCGCAGCCCACGCUCCCGCUCGCCGCGCUCGGUGCGCUCGAUGCGCUCGCCGCGCUCGGUGCGCUCGCCGCGCUCGGUGCGCUCGCCGCGUGCGCAGCGCUCGCCGCGCUCGCCGCCACGCUCGUCACGCUCUCCCCGCUCGCCGCCACGCUCGCCCCGCCCGCGUCCUCGUAGUCGUGCCUCCAGCCGCCUCCGGUAUUCUAGGUCCCGGUCGGCAUCUCACGGUCGCCGGCCUCGCUCGCCGUGGUCGCCGCGUUCACCCCGCUCGCCGCGACGUCGCCGUACGCGGGAACGGACUUUAUCACUUACGAGGUCGCCAUCGCCCCGUCGCCGACACAGAUCUCCGUUGCGUUACCGCUCGCCGCUACGAUCGCCAGGCCCACGCUCUCCGUUGCGUUCGCCGCCGCGAUCGCCGCCGCGGUCACCGCCACGUUCGCCGCCACGUUCACCGUUACGAUCUCCCCGUAGGCCGGUGAUGCGUUCGCCGGUGCCGCGUCCCAUGUCUCCGCAUCGAUACCCUGGAGUAUAUGACGAACUGUUGUCGCCGCCUCGUCGUAGCAUUGAGUCAUCUUUUGGAUCCAGAUAUGGCCCCAGAAACAGUGUCCCUCCGCCAGGAUUCCCUCCUAUGGGUGUAAAGCCUAUGCAGAUGAGUAAUGUAUCAGUACCAACGGAACCACCACCUGGUUACAGAGGUCGUUACGAUGGACCACCAUUUGAAGAUAUUCCUCCUGGAGUCGAGCCACCUGUACCUGGUUUUGAGCCUUCACCUUUUGAAAAACCACCAUUUGGUCCACCAAGUGUAAUAGAUCGUGAGAGAGGACCGCCACCAAAUUACAGGGAACCAUAUAGGCCUCCGCCAUAUGUUGACGGACCCGUUGGAUUUAGAGAUAUGCCAAUACAAAAUGUACCAAACGAGAUACCUGUCCAUGUUGGUGAUCAAUCACGAUAUCGUGAUAAUUACAGAGCGACACAUUCAUUCCGUGAUCAGGGUCCCAUACCAUUCAGAGAUGGGCAACCAUAUCGCGAUGCCGGACCUCAGGGACCUUAUCGAGAUGGUAAUUUUAGAGGCGGGCCUCCUUCAUUCAGAGAUACUUCAUAUAGGAACGUUCCGUAUAGAGACGGCGGUUACAGAGAGAAUGCGCCUCAUAAUUUCCGUAAUAAUGACGUUCCAUUUAGACCUCCCAGUGUCGAUCCUAGAGAGCCGCCUCUGCCAACAAAUUAUCACGAUCCUAAUUUUAGAGAUGGGUACAGAGAAGAAAAUAGUUCUAAUCGCGAGCACAUACGAUCUGGUUAUCGACCUAAUAUGCGAAAUAGAGGUGGAUCCCGGCGGAAUCCAAAUCUGGAACAUGAGAGGCAUAGAGAUAGAGAAGGCCGAGAUAGGGAACGAUAUAAUGAACCUCGUGACCCAUCUGAACGUUCAGAUAGACCUCGUGAUAUCGAUAAAAGAUCUGGUUACGAUAAAGGGCGAGAGAUACGGGACGGUCGUGAAGAUAGAAUGAAAGAAUAUGAAAAAGGGCGAGAGUAUGAAAAAGAAAGAGAUCGUGAUCACGACAGAAAUUCGCCAGAUAAAAAAUCCCGAUUAUCACCUAAAAGGAAUCGAGAAUUACGAGAUAAAAAACGCAGUGAAUCUAGAGGUCGUUCUCGCGAUAGAGAUAAUAAACGAGAAAAGAAAGAAGAAAAAAUAUCUGAAAAAACUUCGGCUGACAGGAGUAGGGAUCAUAAAGAGAAAGACAAAAAAGUCAAAGACAGGAAAAAGAAGAAAAGAGAAAAAGAAAAAGAUAUCGAGAAGAAGAAAAAACGAGACAAGAGAGACAAGAAGGAGAAGGAGGCUUCUACUAAAAAAGAAGACAAUAUUGAGAAAAGUGAUCUUAAAGAUAAUGCUGAGGAAAUGGGAGUAAACGAACAAAACAAAGACAUUAAAAUCAAUACAGAAGCAAAUAAUGAAGAAAAGGUUCAAGUACAACCAAAUAAAGAAUCUGUAAAUAAUAAUAAAACUGACUCUCCGAAAAUAGAAUCUAAAAUAAAUGUUUCUGAUGAAUUAUAUGGAGAUGAAGCUGCCGAGGCUAUAGACAAAGAAAUAAUUGAAAAUUAUGUAAAACAAGAGGAUAAUAAUUUAUCUAAUGAAAUUAAAAAUGUCGGUGUCAUUAAUAAGGAGGAACCUUUUGAUGGAAUUGAGCUUCAAACCAAUGUUGAUGAGUUGGAAAUAAAAACAGGUAGUGAAAUUACUGGUCAAAACAAAGAAAUGUUAGCACCUAUGCCUGAGCUUUCAAAAUGGGAAGUAGAUGAAGAUAAUAUUGAAAAAUUAAAAGAGCCUGGAGAAAUAUCAUCUCCUGAAGAAGAAGACGAUGGAGGUAAAAUCGUCACCUCUGAUGUAAUAAAACGAGCUGAAAAUGCGAUAUUUGCUAAGGCUAUUAAUUCUUUAAGACCAAUUGAAAUAAAGAAAAUAAGUAGUGAUAGACUAAAAUUAUAUGGUGAUGAAGAAACAAAAAAUUCAAUGAAUAAUAUACAGAUAACAGUCCCAGUGGCCGAUUCCUCUGAUCUCAGGUCUAUCGAAAUAAAUGAUAAGAAAAAACGAUCUUCUAAAACACCACCACCACGGUUGUCGGUUAAAGAACGGCUUGGUGGAAAAGUAGAGGAUAUACGUAGACCUCGAGAUACUCGGGUUGUGCAGAGUACUGUUGAACGGGUAAAAUCUCGUUCUAAAACACCUAAAAAAGAGCAAAAUUAUCGGAAGGUUACAGUAGAAAGAGAUAGAGGACGAAAAGCCGAUACUAAUAGAUUCGAUCAUUCGAAAAUUGAAAGACGUAUAAUAUCUGAAAAUAUGAAAAUAGGGGAAAAAUAUCGAAAUCGUAGUCCUGAUAGUGACACAAAAAAGAAAGAUUUCAACAAUCUUAAAGAAGAGAAAAGACAUUUAAGUACAAUCGAUUCACGCAAUCGAACACACGAGAAGAAUAUGACAGCAGACAAAAAAUAUGAUAAUAUUGAGCGGGAUAGAAAAAAAUCUACUUUGGAUGAAGCUCACUUUGAACCUGAUUAUGAUGAGAACUUGGAAUCUGAUAAUGAUGUCAAAAAUGAAGCUCUUAAAAAGCGAGAGAGAUCAGUUUCACCUAAUAGUAACAUAGAAAAUAAAAAAGCAAAAAUUGAAAAUGAAACAAUCAAACUAGACUUGACUAAUAUCAAAAAGAAACCAGAUUCAGACAGUGAAUCUUCUAGUGAUUCCGAAUAUUCAUCAUCGUCUUCAUCAUCAGAUACUCGUAAACGGAAGAAGAAGAAAAAACGCAGCAAAAAGAAAAAGAGGCGAGCAGCAAGCGAUAGCGAUAGCGACUCUGACUCCAGUUCAGAUGAUCAUAAGAAAAAGAAAAAGAAACGUAAGCAUAAGAAAAAAUCUAAUAAAAAGAAGAAAAAAUCUAAGCAUAAGUAAUAAUGCUUAAUGGUUUUAGUACUAUAGUAUAUAUUAUUUAACACUUUUUUUAAUCUGUUAGCUAUAGGAAAACAUGGCAAAGAAUGUUUUUGAUGUUAUUAUAUUUAGUUAUAUACAAUAAGGACUUAGGAAAUACCAAAUGCUGGUCUGGUAAUAUAAGUAAACAUACUAAAUUUAUCGUGUAAUAAAUUUUUAAACAAUAAAGUCCAAAGCUGGUGA